This is a messenger RNA of Penicillium alfredii, 708 nucleotides long. Its product is annotated as ThiJ/PfpI family protein. The transcript has 3 exons. The coding region runs from base 1 to 708 and encodes 235 amino acids. Gene Ontology annotation, molecular function: glyoxalase III activity. NCBI's taxonomy places the organism in Eukaryota, Fungi, Ascomycota, Eurotiomycetes, Eurotiales, Aspergillaceae. The record is from RefSeq and is a predicted model, not a curated record.
AUGGCACCCAACGUCCUCGUUGUCCUCACCUCGCAGGGAGAAAUCCCCGCCAACCGCGCCCGCACGGGCUGGUAUUUGCCGGAAUUCGCCCACCCCCACAACGUCCUCCACAACAAAGUCUCCCUGACCAUCGCCUCCCCCAAGGGCGGCGAGGCCCCGCUGGACCCGAGCUCGGUCAAGGCCUUCGAAGCCGACCCCGUGUCGACGACCUUCCUCGAGGAACAGAAGCCGCUGUGGACGAACACGCACAAGCUGUCGGAGAUGCUGCCGCGGGCGGGCGAGUUUGAUGCUAUUUUCUAUGUUGGGGGCCAUGGCCCAAUGUUCGACCUCCACUCUGACCCCACCUCCCUAGCCCUAAUCCAAACCUUCGCCGCCGCCAAAAAACCCGUCGCCGCCGUCUGCCACGGGCCCGCCGUGCUGCUGAACGCCACCGCCCCCUCGGGCCUGCCGCUGAUCGCCGGCGCCACGGUGACCGGGUUCUCGAACACCGAGGAGGACCAGGCCAACAUGUCGGCCGUGAUGCCGUUCCUGCUGGAGACGGAGCUGGCGCGCGUGUCGGGCGGGCACUAUGUCAAGGCUGCGGAGCCGUGGGCUGAGAAGGUGGUUGUGGCGCGCACGGCGGGGACGGAUUCUGUGUUGAUUACGGGGCAGAAUCCUGCUAGUGCUACUGGGGUUGGGAAGGAGAUUCUUAAGGCUUUGGGUCUUUGA